Messenger RNA from Drosophila innubila, 1005 nucleotides. RefSeq lists its product as uncharacterized. The transcript is spliced from 4 exons. The record is from RefSeq and is a predicted model, not a curated record. Bases 100 to 891 code for a protein of 263 amino acids. Lineage: Eukaryota; Metazoa; Arthropoda; Insecta; Diptera; Drosophilidae.
UCGGUGGAACCCCUCAAUAUCAGGAAGCAGUUUUUGGUUAAAGAUUAAAAACAAACAAAAGUAUCUAAUACUAACUUGUCGAAGUCAUAAGGCUACAAUAUGUUGCAACAGUUGCUCACAAACUGUAACGGCUUCUGUUUGAUUGCUGUGCUUGUUGUUGUUAUUGUGGGCAUAGCUUCUGCUUCCAACCAAGUAGAUGUGGAUGAAGACCUAAAACACUUAAUAGGUCGCUGUCACAGAGAUCAAGCUAGUGACGAUGCUUACAACGAUUGUAUGAAAGAGGUAUUCAACGAUUUACGCGCCUAUUUUACAACAGGUGUGCCCGGUUAUAACAUUAAGCCCUUUGAUCCCCAUCGUUCAUCGUUCGUUGAACUCCGUCGCGGUGAUCCACAUGGCCCCGGCAGCUUGAAACUGAUUUUACGCAACGUUUCCGAGUACGGCUGGACGCGUUCCGAGGUGACAAAGUUUCACAGCGAUGCCGAAGAUCAGCGCAUUGUCUAUGCGCAAUACUUUCCCGAGAAAAGUCUCGAGGGUCAGUAUGAUUUUGUGGCUAAAGUGCUGGGUACAGAGCUGCGACGUCAGGGUCAUUGGAACCUCACACUAUAUGAUUACAGCCAAACGACGAGCGUGCGACGUGUUGGUGCGCCAGGAUCUCUGCUCAAGGUGCAUAUAGAGGUGGAUCAUAUAGGAAGCAUGGAGCUGCAUAUAGGCAAUCUGCUGAAGGGUCAGCCAUUGAAUCAAUUGGCGGACGGUGUCAUCAACAGCAUGUGGCAGUUGGGAUUGCCUUUUGUGCGGCCCAUGAUCAACGAGCUGGUCAGCACGGCAUUUACGGACAUAUUUAACGAAUCUUUUCGAUACUUUCCGCUGGAAAAGUUUCUUAGUCAGAAUUAAGCUAGUUGAUCAAAGAAUUUUUAUGUAUAUAUUUAAAAAUACGAUUGUUGAAUGUCGAAUAAAAGAGCAAGGGUAUGUGCAAUCUAGACAUCAGCUAGACUGCUAGCGACCAAA